Messenger RNA from Caenorhabditis bovis, 396 nucleotides. NCBI's taxonomy places the organism in Eukaryota, Metazoa, Nematoda, Chromadorea, Rhabditida, Rhabditidae. The record is from the annotation of a GenBank genome assembly.
AUGCUUAAGUACGGUUACGAACUGUUCGGAAUUUCAAUGGAUCACUUUGUUCCGCCAUCACCACCAAGAGCUCCAACAAACACCACCGGUGGAGCGACUACCGUUUCCGAGCAAAACGUGCAGGUGAAUGCAAAUCCGCCAGCUCAAAUCAAGGAGUUGUCGGAAUCGUUGCAAAAUGUGAAAAUUGACAAUAUCAACAAAGUGAAGAAAACUAAAACAUCUGAAUUCAAGCAUACUAAGAAAGAAACACUGACGAAAAAGCAGAUCCAGCGUUAUUCACUCCAGACUAUGGAAAUCAAGAUUACUCGCUGGAGUUCCGGACAACCAACAACUACUACGGAGAAGAUCAUGGUUUCUCUUCCCGAUAAUGAUGAGCCGAUGAAUACUGAGGUAUAA